AUGGGGUUGCCUAUUGAAUACGAUCCCACCUCAAAGAAGGUGUCUAUCCUAGAGACAGUGCCACUUUCAGCUUCCCAUGGUCUACAAAUAGAAGUCAACCAAAUCAAUACCUUGUAUGCCGAUUUCAUAAAAUCAAAUGCUGAAAUACCUCCGCCUCCAACAAAGGAAGCCUUCACCACAAAUCUUUCCAUGAUGAUAAAGAAGAUGCAUGAGUCGGCUACAGGGUUGAUGAAACAGCGUAAAUUCACUGAAGCUGCUAAACAGUUCGAUAUUGCCUUAGGUUUGGCAUCUGCGCGUUCCAAGUUCGAAUCAUUUCAGGGGACAAUGCCCGAACUGAUUGUUUGCCUUAUGGGCCGUUGUGAUGCAUAUAAUAAUGCAGGUAUGUUUUCAGAGGCUUUGCAAGAUGCAGAAAUUUUAUGCUUACUCGGUUCGACUAUACCAGAUAAUCAUUUACGAAGAGGAAUUGCAAACCUUAACUUGGGUGAGCUUCUCACGGCAAAAUCAGAUUUUCAAAGAGGCCUUGCCUUUAAUGCACAGCACCCUGUGCUUCUCAAAUUGCUUUCAAUUGCAAACACCAUUGAGGCUGAAUUGAAUGGCGAAGAUUAA
Messenger RNA from Pichia kudriavzevii, 606 nucleotides. RefSeq lists its product as uncharacterized. The transcript has a single exon. The coding region runs from base 1 to 606 and encodes 201 amino acids. Gene Ontology annotation, molecular function: protein binding. The record is from RefSeq and is a predicted model, not a curated record. NCBI's taxonomy places the organism in Eukaryota, Fungi, Ascomycota, Pichiomycetes, Pichiales, Pichiaceae.